AGCCCCAAAGAUUACUCCAUCAUCAUCACAUCACUAUGUACAUAUAUAAAGAGAACAAAAGCAAGCAGCUAAGCACCCCAAACUAGAAAAAACAAAGAUAAGCAAAGUGAAGAAGAGAAAGAGAGGAGGAGGAGGAGGAGGAGGUAAUAGCAACACCAUGGGAGUGGAUUACUACAAGAUAUUGCAAGUUGAUAAGACUGCAAAAGAUGAUGAUUUGAAGAAAUCUUAUAGGAAAUUAGCCAUGAAGUGGCAUCCUGAUAAGAACCCUAAUAACAAAAAAGAAGCUGAGGCUAAGUUCAAGCAAAUCUCUGAAGCCUAUGAUGUUCUUAGCGAUCCACAGAAAAGAGCAGUGUAUGACCAAUAUGGUGAAGAGGGUUUAAAGGGUCAAGUACCACCACCUGGUGCUGGUGGUGCUGGUCCUGGAGCUUCAUUCUUUUCUACUGGAGAUGGACCCACAUCAUUUCAUUUCAAUCCUCGAAAUGCUGAUGAUAUUUUUGCUGAAUUUUUUGGGUUUUCUCAUCCGUUUGGAGGGAUGGGAGGAGGUGGUGGUGGUGGUGGUGGUGUUGGAGGCAUGAGAGGGGCAAGGUUUCCUGGUGGGAUGUUUGGUGAAGAUAUCUUCAAGUCCUAUGGUGAAGGCGGAGGAUCAAUGCAUCAAGGUGCUCCUAGAAAGGCUGCUCCAGUUGAGAAUAAGCUGCGAUGUAGUCUUGAAGAGCUUUAUAAGGGAGCUAGCAAGAGAAUGAAGAUAUCCAGGGAGAUUGUUGAUCCAAGUGGCAAGCCUGAGCAAGUGGAGGAGAUUCUAACCAUUGACAUAAAACCAGGUUGGAAGAAAGGCACAAAGAUCACCUUCCCUGAGAAAGGGAAUGAAAUGCCAAAUGUUAUACCAGCAGAUGUAGUCUUCAUUAUUGAUGAAAAACCCCACCCCAUAUUCAGUCGUGAUGGAAAUGACUUGAUCCUCACACAGAAGAUUUCCUUAGCUGAAGCAUUGACAGGUUACACUAUCAAUCUCACAACCUUAGAUGGAAGGAACUUGACCGUUCCUAUCAACACCGUGAUUCAUCCAAACUAUGAGGAGGUUGUUCCGAAGGAAGGGAUGCCAAUCCCAAAAGACCCCACAAAGAGAGGAAAUUUGAGAAUCAAGUUUAGCGUCAAGUUUCCAACAAGGCUAACUGCAGAGCAGAAGGCAGGAAUCAAAACUCUCAUGGGACCUUGAGAUCAAUAUUAGAAUGUGAUGCACCUCCACAGAAAUGGGGCACUUUUUGUGAAUAUGCAUUUUAGGAAAUUACCAACCAGAAUGCGAUGCACUUUUUGUGAAUGUUGUUUAUGGUAUCUGCCUUGAUAGUUUCAGUUUUGGAAAAUUCUACAAUGCCUUACCCUUUAUGGGAGCACAUCAUGCUUUCUCUUUUCACAUAAUUCAGUGCUUUUAUUUUUCAGUAAAACUUCCACUGAGUUCUACAAAACACUCGAUGCAUUAUGUAAUUCAGUAAUUUUGUUACCAAAUUCGGUGAUAUUGUUGCAGAAAGUGAUUAUACGAGGCACCAAGUGUGAUGAUGAAUAUAUUAUGGAAUCUGGUGACCAAUUUACUGAAUUGCAUAAUACAAUUGAGUUUUUUAGCAGAACACAGUGAAAUUUUUGCCAAAAGCUCCCCGAAUUAUGCAAAAUGCUCGCAAAAGUUUCCUGGAAAGGCAUUGUGGAGGCAGCUUAUUCUGUUUUGGAGUGCAGGAUGCCUUCUCUUUGAGACAGAAGCGGUCGAUGUCGAGGGUGUUAAAUGAUAGGGUGUACUGAACUUCUUUAUUACACUAAUAAAAAUUUGCUCCAGUUUUUUUGUGGUGAAUCCUUAUUUUCUUUUCUAGUUCCCUGAGCAUUCAAUGUAAUGAACUUUUUGCAAAGAUGAUGAACGGGAGUGGAUUACUUCAAGAAAAGGAUAUGGUUAGUUGAUAGGAAUGCAGAAGAUGAAGGUUUGGAGUAUACAAAGCUUGUCAUGGAAUGGUCUGUACUCUAACCUUCUAAGAAGAGCAUGAGAGGUUAAAAGGGCAUCCCCAGUGUACAAGGCUCCCGGCUAGGCUAGGGGCAGAGAAGGAUCGACUACGUAUGCAGUCUGUUGCACUUGCGCGAAGUGACUGUUUCCAUCACUCAAAGCCAGUGGCCUGCUCGUAAAAAAUGAGCUCCCCUCGCACUGCGUCAAGGCUCGCUCUCAAUACACAGGAGAGACUGGUAGAUCUAUAUGAUUGAGGCUCCCAAUUUUAUUUUUACUUUUUUCUGAUUUCAACAUCUAAGCCAUACAGUGUUAUUCUUUAAACGGCAUGUGAGUUGCAAUUUAUGAUGUAGAGUAAUAAUACAUGAUAGUUUUCAGUUGUAAA
Messenger RNA from Populus euphratica (Euphrates poplar), 2357 nucleotides. RefSeq names its product dnaJ homolog subfamily B member 4-like. The record is from RefSeq and is a predicted model, not a curated record. The transcript is spliced from 3 exons. Gene Ontology annotation, cellular component: cytosol. The coding region runs from base 158 to 1210 and encodes 350 amino acids. NCBI's taxonomy places the organism in Eukaryota, Viridiplantae, Streptophyta, Magnoliopsida, Malpighiales, Salicaceae. Gene Ontology annotation, molecular function: protein-folding chaperone binding.